GAGAGAGAGAGAGAGAGAAUAAAUGAACACGAGUGGGGGGGGUUCUCCCAGCAUCGGUAUGCCUGCCUACCUCAUUUCCACUCCAGACAUAGUUGCUGCUCCUCUGGAUAGAAAUAACAGCUGAGGUGUGUUUGUAUGUGUGUGUGUCUGUGCGUGCAUGUUUUAAACAUCAGUACCCUGUGCACUGCCUUCAUCCUCCCAGCUCACAACAGUCUGCGGGGAUCUUACAGCGAAGGUCCGGACAGAAACUGAGACAAGAGCAAGCAGACAUGGAACAGUGGUGAAAAGGGGGUAAAGGAGCAGCACGAAAGAAGAGGAAAAGAAGAAGAAUCGGGAAAGACAAGCGGGACAGAGGUGGAGUUCCACGACGAAUUAAAAGGAGAGAUUAUCCUGAAUUUCUCCUUCCCUCAAUUUAUGUUCGCAACGCAUUACACAGUAAUGCCCUCUCAUUGGAAGCUGUGUUUGUGACUCUGGACGACGGACAGAUAAAACGGCAGCUUCAGUCUGCGCUUUCUACAGCUGUAGCAGAUGUGGAAGACAUCUCUGACUUUAUAGGGAGGGGAAGCAUUUCAAGAGCAUCGGACGAGAAUUCCUUGAACAAAGUCUUUUUUUUUCUUCUGUUUUUGCCUUUUUGUGCCUUCACCUUGGACGUUUGCUUCACUGGAAAAAGGGAGACAUUUUUUUUUGUGAUAAUUUCAUUGUGCCUGGUGGUUUUAAAUCUUCCUCAUCCUUCCCCUUGCUUUGCAUCCCUCCUGCAUUUGAAAUGGCAGAUGGCAGCACUCUCCUUGUGGAACCGCAACAUGGAGCCUUUAUUUUGAACUGAAACCACAAAGAUACUUUCAGAAAAAGCUCCUCAGAUAAGGAUCACUGCCCAAGAUGACGAAUUUUUCCCUGGAUCCACUGAACCUGAGCUCCGCUGACCCAUCAAACGCAUCUGCUCCCUUCUGCCUGCUGGAGAUAGGCUAUUCCCAGAUUUUCACCACCUGCCUCCUUGAAGUGUCUAUCAUACUUCUCCUCACUGUUCUCAUUAUUUCUGGCAAUCUGGUGGUGAUUUUUGUGUUUCACUGUGCCCCCUUGCUGAGCCAGCACACCACCAGUGCUUUCAUCCAGACUAUGGCGUAUGCUGAUCUGCUGGUGGGGGUCAGCUGCCUGUUCCCCUCCCUGUCCCUCCUCCAUCACCUGCAGGGCCUCGACCCCAAACUCACCUGCCAGGUGUUCGGGUACAUGGUGUCUGUUUUGAAGUCCGUUUCAAUGGUGUCGUUGGCGUGUGUCAGUGUGGACCGCUACAUCGCCAUCACACGACCUCUGACUUACGCGUCGCUAGUAACACCUUGUCGAGUGCGCUGCUGCAUCAUUCUGAUAUGGCUUUAUUCUGCUCUGGUGUUUCUCCCAUCUUUUCUUGGGUGGGGUAAACCUGGUUACCAUGGCGAUGUGGUGGAGUGGUGCGCAGUUGAGUGGAGGACUAGUCCGGCUUUUACAAGCUUUAUCGUUGCACUGCUCUAUGCCCCAGCAGCUCUCACUGUCUGCUUCACCUAUGCCAAUAUCUUCAAGAUCUGCCGACAGCACACCCGGGAGAUCAGCGAGCGCCACGCGCGUUACCGACCCCAACAGCUGCAGGGCCCAGGAUUGACUGUGGGAUCUGUGGUCAAGGACAACAGCGCAGCAGAACAUGGGCAGUUCCCCCAACCACAGAACCUCCAACACCACCAACCGCAGUAUCAGGAGCCCACAUCAACAUACUCAGACAAGCGAUACGCUAUGGUACUGUUCCGCAUUACAAGUGUGUUUUAUAUCCUGUGGUUGCCCUACAUUCUUUACUUUCUGUUGGAGAGUGGAGGGAUCUACCACCACCCUGCAGCAUCGUUCCUCACCACAUGGCUGGCCAUCAGCAACAGCUUCUGUAACUGUCUCAUCUACAGCCUCUCCAACUCUGCCUUCAGGAAAGGCCUCAAACGCCUCUGCUCCUUCUGUUUACAGCGCAGGAGCAAUGGCUUUGGGGUUAGCAACACCAAAAAGACUUUCGUCGGCUCCGUGGAAAAGGGAUGUGCGGGGCCAGGGUAUGGAUACGGCCAUGGCGAAAUCCGAAUCGGCACAACAUGUCAUGUGUAGAGCACACACAGAGUAAAUCCUUGUGCCAAAUAGGCAGUUGAACUUUUUGAAAAGAUGCCUGAUGUCUGUGUCGUCGAAUGUCUCCUCUGCUGAGCUGAAAUAUGCAGAUAAAGAGACGGAAGGAGGCGUCAAUCUGCCACUGCUGCUUCUGUGGCGUUUGGAGGUUACACAGGCAUCCUCUCUGCACAAGCCACAGUUGGCAAAUGCAGAGAAAGGGGGUGAAGAGCAGAGCACUGACUUACAGAAAGACCCAAAUACCCUUGCAGAGUGUUUGAAAUCUGUCACACCAUGCUGUGUAUACGGACAGGGGUGAUUGAUGGAUAGGAUGAGAAAAAGGUGUCUGUAAAAUGUCUGGAACUCUUUUGUGGUUAAACAACAUUUUUAUUAGUUUUUAUUUAUGGAAAGUGAAUUCUUAAUUUAUUUUGCCGAAACUGUUCCAAAAAGCUGUCUGUGCUGUGUGAGAAACAUAAGUGACCAAAAAAAAUGAAUGGAAAUGGAACAGUUGACUCUGUGUUUUAGUUGUGUAGCAAUGAAGUGAACUGCCAACAACAAAGUGUUUAAACAGUUGUUACAUGCCCUCAGUCUAUCUACAUACUAACAGUGGAGAAGCAGCCAUUUUAUUGUUUGUUUGAUUGAUGAACUGAUUCUUGUUUCUCUGCUUUGACAUUUCAGAUUCUGUGUGGACUUUCAUAUUAUUUAUUAAUGUUGUAAUACAAGAUAAACAUUCUGACUUUAACCAAGUUGUGGGUUCACACACUGAGCCAGCUGUUUGUAACAUAUGACGUGAGAUGCUGCCCAGCUUUGGUGUACGACUGUUAACUUGACAAAAAUCUAAUUUUUAGUGAAUUUCUAAUUCAAAUAACUUCUAUGUUAGUUUCAUUGCACCUUUGUUGUUUGGAUUAUACAACUAAACCUUUUUCAUAACUGUGUCCGAGGCAAAGAAAGGAAAUAUUUUUACACCGAUUGUACACAGAUUUUUGGUACAUUAUAACUUAAAUUUUGACCUUUGAACUGUGUUUUGGAUUCGGUAGCGACUGAAAGAAACAAUCAAAUGACCAUUACACGAUUACACAAUGUUUAAAUUUCAGAUUUACGUAUUCUUGCAGACAAUUACCAUGUCUAGGUCUGCUCUGAAUUGUGAAUACAUUAUUGUGCCUGCUUUUGUGACUAGUGCACGCACUCACAUGCACACAGGAAGAUCAUGCGUAAACCGAACAGACAAAUAGCCCAUUCACUCUGCCAGCAGGCUAACCUCUGCAGCACCAUGAAGAGGGACUGACCCCUCGACCAUCGGGAAUUGCAGUUUCAUGUGUGUAUGUUUGUGUCUGUGUGCAUGCAUGCGUCUCUUUCCGUCAUCUUGUUCCCAUGUGUAGUUUUGGGAUCACCUUUUACUCUAACUUAUUCAAAACAAACUCAUCUUAAACUGAAAAGAAUCUAUUUGUACAUAUGGUGUCAUAAACUCAAUAGUUGUGAAGAAAGUAUCUCUUUUUUGAACCAUAGAGAAUUUCACAGUUCAUUUAGGUGCAGAUAUUCUGGCUUUAUGUAACUUAUCGACCAAAGAAAGUUCAACAGUUUCAGAUUAUAUUUUUUUCUUAAUAUUUGAUAUAAUCAAGAUUUAGUCAAAGGCAAAUGGAUUUAAACAAUGUCUGUGUAGGUCCACUGCUCUGUGUUGGCUCAGUGCUGCCUUGUGUGCAUGACCUUGACUGUUUCUCAGUGUAUAGCGACAUAUUGUUGCCUUGACGCACAAAUGAAAAUGAGCUGUUCGGGAGGUGGUUUCCUCUGACAGCGAGGGAGGGCUUGAUUUAUGGACGUGACUGUUUUUUAGAGGGAAUGACACUGACUGGCAAUCGUACAUGUUCAUUGGUCAGCCUCUGUCGCUUAAUUCCACAUUCAAGUCAUUUAAAAAAAUGUGACUGUUGAUCCAGCUACUCUUCAAAAGAUCUUUUGUAAUCAUUGUUUUUCUCUUACGUGAAACUAAUCAGGAGCAAACAUAUGACUCAAAACUGUUAGACUUUUUUUGCAUGACUUUGUUCUUAGGUGUACCACUGGCUGAAUUGGACUGUUGAAGUUAACAUUACAUUACAUUACAGUUAAGUUAACAAAGUUAUCCCCUCUCAAAGCUUUAUUAGCUGGACAUCACUUCCCUCCAGUACACUGUAUUCUGUGAGUGUGAUAUAUAUAGUGGUGGUAGAGAGAUUGUUGACUUUGUAUAUAGUUUGGCUUGACAUAUGUGAAGUAUUGCCAAAUAUUGUAAUACUUCCUUUUGGAAUGGCGUGUAUAGGCGUAUUGAAUGUCUGAUGGCUGAACUACACAGAUUUAUUUUUGUAAACUUGCUCUUUGUCUAGUUUCUUGUGAAGUGAUAAAGGUUGCAGACACAAAGAGGGUUUAGCAGCUCACCUGCUGAAAGGAUUGAAACUGUUUCUAUAAGAAGAUUCAUUUUAUUUUACCUUAUAGUUUCUAUUAGGGUUUCUCAACUGUCCUUUUCUAUUUGAAAGAUUUUAUGGUAAAAACGUUUUUCAUUAAUACAAUAUUAUUUCCUACAGAAGUUAAUGGUACAAUUUCUCACAUUUGUCUAGACUCACACACAUGUUGUGAUUGGUCACUUUUGGGGACCUCACAUAGACUUAGACACAGAAUCUGGCAAACCUUAACCACUACUUGUGUAACCCCAACCAUGACUAAUGACCAAAAAUCAGCGGUUCUCCCAAAUUGAUUGCUUUUUAGUCAUUGCUUUUAUGCCAGACACACACACACACAUUCCCUUUUUCCUGUGGGAAAACAAUUGGCUCCCAUGUUCUCAAGGGAACAACACUCUCGCUGUGACUCUGUCAAGAUAUAGUGUGAUGUUGGGUGGGGUUACACAGAUGAGGUAGAGUGAACACUUGGCAUGGUCUGUGUUAGUUAAUCCGUUUAUCAGAAAUCAUUAGUAAAACAUUUAAAACGCUAUCUGCAGAUAGUUACAUUUGUAUUUUGGUAUGAAAGUGAAAAAACACAGUAGUAUGUGCAAAGAAGGAAGUUUAAACAGUCUCUAGCCUCGAUAGCUACGGGUUGUAUUGUCUUUAUAGAGUCCUUAUAUUGUCCUUUAUUUUAUUUCAUCUUAAUCCCAUUAGACUGCAGCUUCCUAGAUGUGUAUGUCUUGGGAAAAAGCGUAUAAGUGUAUAAAUUGCAUCUGUAUAAACUCCAGUAACAGAACAUGUGAAAAUUGGGGCCUUAUUUAACGCAAACUCUAAAAUCCAUUUUGAGGCAUGAGAAUUGUUCUCCUAAACAUAUAGUUGAUGUUAUCAAUGAACAACAACUGAGUACUGUUCAACUAUUGUAUCUUACAGCCUCACUAUAAUUUGUGCACUUUAACUCACAAACACACACACACAUGCCCACACUGUGGUAUUUUCUCAUGUCUUUUAAUGUCUAUUGGAUUUUAUCCUUUGUGUUUUUGUAAGGCUCUGAAUAGACCACACCAGACCCUAAUAGUGACCCAGAGCUGGUAGGAGACACACAUUGUUAUCACAUUAGGAUGAGGCCUACCACAGGUUUUUCACUGGAGCCGAUUCUGCAUUUCUCUUUGACCACACUGAACGCUUAAAUCUUUGUUUCUUUAGAUUUCUGUUUACCAAGCCAUUACCACGUUCGAUCAUGCCACACACAUGCGGGUGUUGAAUUUGUGAUAAGGUUUUUGUAAGAUGGCUGCUUUCAUACAUGGAAAAUGUUGGGGUAUUGUAAAAUGAUCAAACUAGUCUAAUUUCACUUUAAUUGAAAGUGAUUGUCUGUGACCAAUAAGACACUUUUCAUUGGAUGAUGCUUUGCAGGUUACAAACCUGUAUGGUAUUGUAAUUGUCCAUGUUGUGUAUCUGUACCAGGCAAAUAAAUGUAAUAUUGUCUCAAGUAUUUAAACUUCCUUGUACUGACUACUUUGCUAUGACAGAGCCGUGAAUGUGUAUGUGUGUAUGUGUGUGCAAGAAAAGGAGUGUGAACCGCACAUUACUCUAUUCAUCAUCAGUUUCUCUACCUCUGUCUCUACCACAGGUUUAAUACCAUUAGUAAACACCCCUGUUGUACAUUACCACACUGCUAUUUGUGACAAAUAUCAUUAACUUUGGUAAUAAGCAGACCCUCUGUCAAAUUUUUAAUAAGGUGGGAGGCUGCUGGCCAAAGAGUAAGUAGCGCAGUUGAUAAGAAAAGUAAUAGCUCUCUUUAACAUGCACACAGAAUUUUCCACCAUUUGUCAAAUUGUGAACAGCUCAUGUAGAUUUUUGGAGAUUAAAAUAAAUUGCUGUUGCCUUAACGUGCUGUAAAUGGACUGUAAUACGGCAGCACAAUAUUUGUGCAAGCGGCCGGUCUGCUGAAUAUGCGUGCUGGCAGAGCGGCUGUGGGAAACGUUGGUGGACCCGACUGGCAAAUAACACCAGAAGAAAAUGCCAGCCAUUGUAGUGCUGGCACAAAAAGUAGGGCAUGAGACAGACAAUUAAGAUUUAAUGACGGGCAACGCUAAGGUGAGGAAGCAAGAGCUAUGGGAAGCUUGAGCAUCGGUCGAUCACAGUAAAGGAUAAAAAGAGAGAAGGAAUCACUGCAUCAAACUAACUAGUGUUUGAUUUAUUAAAAAAUAAUUCAACAUUUCACCUAUCCAAUAUUAAAUACACUGUUACACUUACCAUUAAUUCAAAUUUAAAUCCAGUGACAUAAUCAACGUGUGUCGCUCUGGGUUAUUUGAGUUGGGGAACAAGGUUUGUAACAAGCUUGAUAAAUAUCACCCCAUGUUCUCUUGGCAUCUCAGCAGGGUCCUUUAGGAGCAGAGAAAGAAUAACAGAAUGACAUGUCAGCCAUUGUGUUGAGUCAGAGAAAAUCAGGGACAGAAAAACAAUAG
Messenger RNA from Hippoglossus stenolepis (Pacific halibut), 6970 nucleotides. Its product is annotated as probable G-protein coupled receptor 21. Bases 877 to 2109 code for a protein of 410 amino acids. NCBI's taxonomy places the organism in Eukaryota, Metazoa, Chordata, Actinopteri, Pleuronectiformes, Pleuronectidae. The record is from RefSeq and is a predicted model, not a curated record. Gene Ontology annotation, molecular function: G protein-coupled receptor activity. The transcript has a single exon. Gene Ontology annotation, biological process: G protein-coupled receptor signaling pathway. Gene Ontology annotation, cellular component: membrane.